Molecule: messenger RNA, 1809 nt
Organism: Salvia hispanica
Lineage: Eukaryota; Viridiplantae; Streptophyta; Magnoliopsida; Lamiales; Lamiaceae
Product: germacrene A synthase-like
Biological process (GO): diterpenoid biosynthetic process
Molecular function (GO): magnesium ion binding; terpene synthase activity
Source: RefSeq, a predicted model, not a curated record
CAUUUGUCUUCUUAUUUCUAAUUUGCAGAGAUACAUAAAUGGAGUCUCCUCGUUCUGAAUUUAAGUUCCCCCCAAAUUUGUGGGGUGAUCAGUUCAUCGAUCACUUUCCUGACCCCAAGUAUUUAGAAAAAUACCUCGAAUCAAUGGAAGAAGUGAUAAGUGAAGUGGAACGUCUGCUAACAUCUCCGGAAUCCACAAUGAGAGAAAUCAUGAAUAUUAUCGACUACCUUGAGCGCCUUGGUUUUUCGUAUCGUUUUGAAAACGAAAUCGAAGAAAAAUUGCAAGAACUUUUCCUUCUCAAUAUUGAUUAUGAUCAUGAUGAUUUGUUCACAGUUGCUCUCCAUUUUCGAUUAUUCAGGCAACACGGCCACCGUAUAUCUACUGACGUAUUUCUUAAAUGGAUGGACGAGAAUGGUAAGUUCCGAGAGAGCAUUAAGAGCGACGUGAAGGGUAUGCUGAGAUUGUACGAAGCUUCACACGUUGGAACGGAUGGAGAAACCAUACUAAACGAGGCGCUUGCUUUUACUACAGACGCUCUAGAAUCAAUGGUGCGAAACCUCGAAUCACCCCUCAAGGAGCACGUUGAGCGUGCCCUUGUGCAGCCCUUGCACUUGGGGAUUCAGAGACUUGAAGCACGAAGUUACAUCGGCAUCUACGAAGAACUAAACGGCACUGACGAUGACUUAGCCAACGUUGCCAAAAUAGAAUACAACCUAUUGCAGAUUCUACACAGAAAGGAGCUCCAGCAAGUCUCAAGGUGGUGGAAUGAAUUAGGGCUUAUCUCCAAACUUCCCUAUGCAAGAGAUAGGAUAGAGGAAUGUUUCUUUUGUGCUGUGGGAGUGUACCAUGAGCCUCAAUAUUCUCGUGCCCGUGUCAUUCUGGCCAAGAGCGUUGCCAUCGCAUCUUUAAUAGAAGACACAUACAAAGCUUAUGGUAAGAUUAGGGAGCUUGAGGUUUUCACCGAGGCAAUACGGAGAUGGGACUCCGAAGAAAUAUGUGGACUCCCCGAGUACAUGAGACCUCUCUAUGAAGCUAUCUUGGAAUUCUACACUCAAUUGGAAGAAGAAUUAGCUAAGGAAAGACGAUCCUACGCACCAAACUAUGCCAUAAAAGGAUUAAAGGAAUUGGUGAAGUACUACUUAGAGGAGGCGAAGUAUUACAUAAGGGGUAAACUGCCACCAUUUUUUGAACGCGUAAGGUUUGGUAUGAUUACAAGCACCUUCGGUUAUCUGGUCCCCUCUUCUUUUCUGGGAAUAGAAUCUGCUCGAAAGGAAGACUUCGAGUGGAUAAGUGACAAGCCUAAAAUACUUGAUGCCACACUCAUAAAUGGUUGCUUACUUAACGACAUUGGUUCUUAUGAGUUUGAGAUGGAGAGUGGUCACAUUGCCAUGGGGAUUGAAAGCUACAUGAAAGAUAUGGAUGUGACAAAAAAUAGGGCGGUGCGCGAAUUCACAAAAUUAUCUAGUCGUGAAUGGGAAAUUUGCAACGAGGAGAUGCUAAGGCCGUCUUUUUAUAAAUCUAGGGAUCUUCUUACACGUAUCUUCAAUUUUAACCGCGUAGCAUAUGUCACUUUCAAAGACAAAGAGAAUGGAUACACUCAACCCUUGAAGACUCAUAUCCUUGCCAUGUUGGUUGAUGCAUUUGAGAUUAGUCAGUCAUUUGCUACGAAUUGAGUGACAUUUCAAAUACGUGUGCCUUUUUUUAGUUGUAUGGGUGUGAUAUCAAUCAAAUCCUAUAAAAGAAGAUAUGUGGAGUAAUGCAAUGUAGUAGUUCCUAUAUAUUCUUUCAAUUCAACAUUUACUUUCCGCA